AUGACCCCUACUAUGUUCCAUCCCGUCUAUCAACAGGGCGAUCCCGGUAAUGGUAUCGGGGGCUAUGACUUGAAAUCUCGUGUCGAUCGUGUGUUCGCUUUCGACUAUAAUCAUAGCGGAAAAUUGAACUAUCUUGCCCUAUAUCGACCCGGUACUGGAACCUUCUGGAUUCUAAAGAACAGAGACGGUGUUUUCUCUCCCGUCUACCAGCAGGGUGCUCCCGGUAAUGGUAUCGGGGGCUAUGACUUGAAAUCAAGCGCCGAUCAGGCAUUUGCGUUUGAUUAUGAUCAUAGCGGAAGGCUAGACCAUCUCGCCUUAUACCGACCUGGUACUGGAACCUUCUGGAUUCUAAAGAACAGAGACGGUGUAUUUUCUCCCGUCUACCAGCAGGGUGCUCCCGGUAAUGGUAUCGGGGGCUAUGACUUGAAAUCAAGCGCCGAUCAGGCAUUUGCGUUUGAUUAUGAUCAUAGCGGAAGGCUAGACCAUCUCGCCUUAUACCGACCUGGUACUGGAACCUUCUGGAUUCUAAAGAACAGAGACGGUGUUUUUUCUCCCGUCUACCAGCAGGGUGCCCCCGGUAAUGGUAUCGGAGGCUACGACUUAAAGUCAAGCACUGAUCAGGCAUUUGCUUUUGAUUAUGAUCAUAGUGGAAGACUAGACCAUCUCGCCUUAUAUCGACCUGGCACCGGAACAUUCUGGAUUCUAAAAAACAGAGACGGUGUUUUCUCUCCCGUCUACCAGCAGGGUGCCCCCGGUAAUGGUAUUGGUGGGUACGAUUUGAAAUCUGGUGUCGAUCGCGUGUUCGCUUUUGACUAUACCCAUAGCGGAAAACUGGAUCAUCUUGCCUUAUAUCGACCUGGCACCGGAACUUUCUGGAUUCUUCAGAACAGAGACGGUGUAUUCUCCCCUGUCUACCAACAAGGGGCACCCGGUAAUGGUAUUGGUGGUUAUGACUUGAAGUCAAGUGCUGAUCGGGCGUUCGCCUUUGAUUAUGGUGAAGGGAAGCUCGACUAUCUUACUUUAUAUCGCCCUGGAACCGGGACAAUCUGGAUUUUGAAAAGAGUCUAA
Penicillium macrosclerotiorum is the source of this 1068-nucleotide messenger RNA. RefSeq lists its product as uncharacterized. NCBI's taxonomy places the organism in Eukaryota, Fungi, Ascomycota, Eurotiomycetes, Eurotiales, Aspergillaceae. The record is from RefSeq and is a predicted model, not a curated record. The coding region runs from base 1 to 1068 and encodes 355 amino acids. The transcript has a single exon.